Molecule: messenger RNA, 1972 nt
Organism: Halichondria panicea
Lineage: Eukaryota; Metazoa; Porifera; Demospongiae; Suberitida; Halichondriidae
Product: golgin subfamily A member 1-like
Exons: 11
Coding region: 1-1839 (612 amino acids)
Cellular component (GO): Golgi apparatus
Source: RefSeq, a predicted model, not a curated record
AUGUUCAAGAAACUGAAGGCUAAGAUAGAGGAGGGAGGAGAAGGUGGUAUAGACAAUGUGUCCUUUAGUGAGAGGAGGCUCCCAGGGUCAGCAGUGAGGACAACAUCAGACCAACCCACCACCCCCCGGCCCCUGCGUGCUAGUCCCCCACCACACUCUCUCGUUACCUCUAGUAGGUCACCCAGCCCCUUGUUGUCAGCUGACGAGGACGUGGAUGAUGAGGGCGUGGCAGUUCCCUCGAUUGAGUAUGAGAGGAACGUUUCAAUCAACUCAGCAACUGAGGUUCUUCCCAUGCACAUCACCUCCAAGCCCACCUCGAAGUAUGAGGCACUCCUGGAAGCUAGGAUAAAGCAGCUUGAAGAGGAGGUGACCUCUCUGAGAGACGAGAGCAGUGAGAGAGAGUUAGAGCACCAUCAAGAGGUGGAGAGACUGAGGGGACAAGUGGAGAAGCUGGACGAUGAGAGAACAGAGCUUAAACUACAGGUAGUAGAGCUCCAGUUGGAGAAGGGAGACUGUGAGAGCCAGCUGUCCGAGAGAGAUAGGGAGUGGGCGGGGCUUGAGAGACAGAUGAACGAGAAAAUGGAGGCAGCAAAGAAAGAGCUAGAGGAUAGGCUGCACUCCCUUGAGGAGACCAUUACAGAGAAGAACCAGGAGCUGUUGGACCGCGGCUCUGCCCUGGGUGAGCUAGAGAGCAAGAACACUCACCUCCUCUCUCGACUGUCAGCCUUUGAGGAGUCCUCUGAGAGCGAGGUGGCCAAGAGACUGCGAUCAGAGGUAGCUGAUAUGGAGAAGACGCUGAGAUCGAGAAACUUUGAUAUUCAAAUCUUAGAGAGAAGGCUAGCCCACCAAGCCAAGGGAAAUCAAGAGGAAGUCGGUGCUGUGGUGGACAAGCAGUUCUCACUGGAGAGCACGAACAAGGACGUGAGCGGUCAGCUGGAACAGAGGAAGCAAGAGAACAGAGAGCUGAUGAGAAAGCUAGAGAGUGAGCGAGGGACGGUGGGGGAGAGGACGAGGGAGUUAGAACAACUGCAGAGUCAGCUCUCACUGCAGGAGAACAAACACAAGCUGCUUGUUGAGAAGGUACAGUUGGAGGAGAUGCGGUCUAAUCACGAGAGACAGGUUCUUGUAAAUGACCAACUGCUUCAAGAGAAGGAGGAACGAAUCACAGAGCUACUCACCAACCUCAAGCAGCUACGUGGUGACAUUGGCUCCGCCCAACUCCCGGACGGCUCUAUUGUGGCCUCGGUUGGAGGGUUGCGCCCACCUGGUCUGGCUAGACGUACUGCUACCAUAGGAGUGCAAACAAGCGACGAAUUACUUAUUGACAAUUCCGAGCCAGCUAUUUUACAGGUCGACGAAUCUGUGGGUGUGGUCCGUCCACUACUGACCAAUGGGGAGAGAGCUACUAUGAUGUCACUUGGACCUAAUGAAGAGCUGACGUUGUUGAGAGAAGAUCAGUUGAGGCUGGAGGACGAGGUUGCCGGGAAAAACAAAAUAAUCAAACUUCAGCAGCAAAAGAUUCUAGACAUGAAGAAAACACUUACCAAGGAACUACAAAGAACACAGAGCAUACCCGAGAUGGCUGGUCGAUCUGACCACUCACCCUCACCUCCCCCUCCCAGAGUAGCAGCAGACGUUAAUUUUCAAUAUCUCAAGUAUGUUGUGUUGAAGUUCAUCAGUAGCCGUGAGGAUGAGUCCUCUCAGUUGGUGAGAGCCCUCUCCACUCUGCUGGAGUUUAGUCCACAGGAGGAGAAAUACGUGAAAGACUACCUCGAAUACAAGAUGUCAUGGUUUGGAAGUCUCCCUCCACCGCUCACUCCAUCUUUGGUCAAUAAAUAAACAUCCUAUAAUUAUAGCAUAAUUUAUAUGUUUGUUUAAUACGAUCAACACACACUUUUGCAUAUAUUAUAUCAAUCCUGUAAAUCUCUCAUGUGACUUAAUUUGUUGUUGAAAAUAAUUAUUAAUUUAAUGA